AUGGAUUCUACUCACGAGUACGCCAGUCAAAUCAGGACACAUUUUAAAGUGUUCCCUAAGUUGCGCGUUUUCAGUUGGUUGGCAGGACAAACCGAUGUUGCAGAAUCCAACGUAGUCUCCAGUUUCCUCAACACCCUCAAUGAACCGCUUUAUGACUGGGACAGGAAUUAUAUAACCAAUGUUCUCCGAAUUGGAAAGGUUCUGAAAAGCCACGCCCGCGACUUUGUCGCCCAUUAUUGCCGGGCCACCACUGUUCCCUGGAUUUAUGGCAGCAUCAAUUUGUAUCGCCAGAAGCUGGGUUGCACUAUCUCAACCCUGGAGACAACCCCUUUUGUAACAGAAAUAUUAUCCCCACCUGCGAACAAGAAACUAGCCCCACCACUUGAGUUGUCGGCUUCCCUCUGUCAAUUGGGUAGCUUGGAUGAAUAUUGCAAUGAGUUUCACGCACGGGCUGUACAUAUUCCAGGACUAUUCCUUGAUAUCCAGUUAGGGCUAUUUCUCAAUGAGCUUCAGGAAACAAUUCGUGUUCGGUUUCAACCAAAUGAUGCAAUUGAUUUACGGACUGCAAUGCGAGUUGCACGUUCAAUCACCCGCGAAUAUUUUGCUCACCCUGAAAAAUCUCUUGCUUCACCAAUCAGAAGUGGAAAGAGAUGGAGUAUGGGUUUCGAGCUGGGCUUCCCAGACCCCCAAUACCUAGGGAAAACUUACAGCAGCAUUACCUUGAGGAUAACCAACAACAGCAACAGCUUCUUGGAUAAAAGGAAUGUCACCAAGCUCCAAAAAGUUCAUUCCUUCCCAGAACUCUUCAUUUUCGACAACCAGGAUAGCCAAAUCACAUUCAUGCCCAACUGCCUGCACCUCUGCUUUAUAUUUGAUGGGAGAACCAUGCUUUCUUACAAGAACAAACGUAUGAUCAGCCACAACAUGUGCAUUUGUCAGGAUUCUCCUACCCGAAAUAACAAAUCCUGCAGACAUUUUGCAGAAUUGCCAACUAAUGAGCAUCGUAUAUCCAUCAAUUUAAUUUUUUGA
This is a messenger RNA of Striga asiatica, 1029 nucleotides long. NCBI's taxonomy places the organism in Eukaryota, Viridiplantae, Streptophyta, Magnoliopsida, Lamiales, Orobanchaceae. The record is from the annotation of a GenBank genome assembly.